Messenger RNA from Bactrocera oleae (olive fruit fly), 963 nucleotides. NCBI's taxonomy places the organism in Eukaryota, Metazoa, Arthropoda, Insecta, Diptera, Tephritidae. The record is from RefSeq and is a predicted model, not a curated record.
AUGACACGAGCCAGUGUUGCAACGCCGACAACAACAACGCCAUCUACAAAACUAAUGCAAACAACAAGUGCCUCAGUAGCAGCAGCUAGAAAUAGGAAAGCGCUCAUAAAUUUGCGCGCCAACAGCAGUGGUAGCGGUAAGAGCAACAACAAUAACACAAACAACCAGGCAAUCGCAGGGCAAAGUAAAUAUUUGACAUGGUACAAAAUAGUGAGCGAACACAACAACAACAACAACAACAACGACAAGGACAAUUACACAAACAAAUCAAACAACUACAACGAAAGUUACAACAGCAAAAGCGACAUUGCAGCAGCGACAGCGACAACGAGGCGCAACGAACAAAUUGGAAACGUAGACGGAAACGCCGGCGGAAACGGAAGCGUUCGGGUAGCGCAUACGGGAAAUGCCAAUAAAAGUAGAAUAAAAAAAAACGAAAAUAGUUACUACAGUGUAAAUAAAUUUGUGUUAGCAACAAAUGAACGGCGCUCUGUUGGCAGGCGUCAUGUAAAUAGGAGCCUUGUAAAUAGUGUAAAUAAGAAUAAAAAUAGGCAUAAAAGUAAGAAUAGAAGCCAUGCCAGCGGCCACAGUUUCCAAGUGGAAGCAGAAAUAGAAAAGGGCAAAGCGUUUGCAAAUAUCACGCGCCUACAAUUCGAUCGCCAGAGGCAGUUCAGUGUAAGUUAUUACAAUAAAAGUGUUAGUGCUGGUGUUGUGUCGGCGAGUGUAAAAAAUAUUUCGCAAAAUGUUAUCGAUAAUCAAGAGGCGGCAAUAUUUUCGGGUAGUUUUUCUUCACGUGCGCAAAUUUCUACUCAUGACAAACAGCAGUCACUCACAAUAAAUAAUAGUGCAACAAUUGCCGCUACGACAACGACUACAACUGAAAGCAUACGGCUCGAUUACAUUGUGAUUACCGAUUACAAUCGUCCACGCAAGCGCACUUUCUGGCAGAAAUACGGUGAGUAG